This is a messenger RNA of Tarenaya hassleriana, 1817 nucleotides long. RefSeq names its product putative BTB/POZ domain-containing protein At5g13600. The transcript has 6 exons. Gene Ontology annotation, molecular function: protein binding. The record is from RefSeq and is a predicted model, not a curated record. Bases 14 to 1759 code for a protein of 581 amino acids. NCBI's taxonomy places the organism in Eukaryota, Viridiplantae, Streptophyta, Magnoliopsida, Brassicales, Cleomaceae.
ACAAUACUGGUUAAUGGCGUACGUGAAGUUGGGUUCAAAAUCUGAAGUGUUUCAUCUCGAUGGCCGAACCUGGUUGUGUUCGACAGGACUCCAAUCAGAUGUCGUGAUCGAAGUUGGGGAAAUGACCUUUCAUCUUCACAAGUUUCCAUUGCUAUCAAGAAGCGGGUUUCUAGAAAAUCUUCUAGGAGAUAUAUCCGGAGAAUAUGACAAGAACUGUUAUGUUCAACUCCAUGAGAUACCCGGUGGAGCCACGACUUUCUUGCUCGUGGCCAAGUUCUGCUACGGCGUAAGGAUCACAGUCACGGCCUCCAACAUUGUCAGUCUCAGAUGCGCUACAGAGUACCUGGAAAUGAGCGAAGACUACGGAGGAGGAAACCUCGUAUCUCAAACCGAGAAUUUCCUCAACAAAAUCUUCGCGAAUUGGAACGAUUCCAUCAAGGCCUUGGAGACUUGCGGGCAAGUGUUCAACCACGCGGAAGAACUUCAUAUCGUCUCUAGAUGCAUCUCUUCUCUAGCCUCGAAAGCUUGUUCUGACCAGAGUUCGUUCGGCUGGCCGAUGUCAGGACCGAAAGGAACUGUAUUCUGGAACGGUAUACGAACUACGGCCGUGAAAGAAGACUGGUGGUUCGACGAUGCGUCCUCCCUCAAGUUCCGGUUGUACAAAAGGUUCAUCGAGGCGGUCAAAUCUCGAGGGAUGAAGUCGGACAGAGUGGCAGGGUCGAUAAUGCACUAUGCAAAACGACAUUUGCCUCUACUCGGUAGUAAUCGUCAAUUCGGCUCAGAUAACGGAACUUUUUUUUAUUCGUCUCCGCUACACGAAGACCAGAGAACUCUCCUCGAGGAAGUAGCGGAAAUUCUCCCGGAUCAAAAGGGUGUAACGCCGACCAAGUUCCUGUUGGGGGUUUUUUCGUUACUUCGAUCGUUUAUCACGGAUCAUGUUUCGAGCGCUUGUCAAGAAAACCUGGAGAGAAAGAUCGGAUCCCAGCUAGACGAAGCUGCGCUCGAAGAUCUUCUGAUACCGAACAUGGGGUACUCGACCGAAACCCUAUACGACACAGACUGUGUCCAGAUGAUUCUUGAUCAUUUCAUGAUGGUGGACCAUGAUAUUUCUGAUUACAUUGUCGAAGAGAGCCAAAUAAUGGGCGGUACCCAUCCUCUUAUGCCGCUCACGAUGGUUGCUAAUCUCAUUGACGGGUACUUAGCCGAGGUGGCGUCUGAUGUAAACCUGAAGAUCUCCAAAUUCCAAGCAUUGGGUGCUAUUAUACCUGAAUAUGCCAGGCCGUUAGACGACGGAAUCUACCGUGCCAUUGAUAUAUAUCUCAAGGCUCAUCCAUGGAUGACAGAUUCUGAGAGAGAGCGGCUAUGUCAGAUCAUGAACUGUCAGAAACUGUCGCUAGAAGCUUGCACACACGCGGCACAGAACGAGCGUCUGCCCCUUAGAGUCAUCGUGCAGGUCCUCUUCUUCGAACAGCUUCAGCUCCGGACAUCGGUCGCAGACUGGUACUUUGUCUCCGACAACAUUAACGGCGACCCGCAAAACCCUAACGCCGUCAAUGUAGGCGUUAACAACGUGAGAGAGCGUGUGUAUGAGUUGGAGAAGGAAUGUCUAAACAUGAAGCAAGAUCUUGAGAAGCUUGUGAGGACAAGGAUUGGUUGGAAGAUCUUCUCCAAGAAGUUCGGAUUCAGGUCUAAGACAAAGACUUUGCCUUGCGACGGUGAUAAUGAAGAGGCACUAAUCCAUGGCGAAACCAAUGAUUAAAGACUGUUAAACACGUGAUUAGGCUGUGAUUAGAUUGAGAAAUCUGUUUCAUUUUUUC